Molecule: messenger RNA, 845 nt
Organism: Brachypodium distachyon (stiff brome)
Lineage: Eukaryota; Viridiplantae; Streptophyta; Magnoliopsida; Poales; Poaceae
Exons: 2
Coding region: 38-667 (209 amino acids)
Source: RefSeq, a predicted model, not a curated record
GUGGUGAAGGAAGAAGAGGAGGAAGUAAUCUAUCGAGAUGUGGAUGAGGAGGAGAAACCUACGCAGACGGGGAGGAAGGACGCGAAGAAAGACCGGGGAAGAAGACGAUAGGAAGGGGACGCGGAUGUGGCACGACGCCAGCCCAGACGGGGCCGGGGCGAUCUUCCCGAGCGGGCUACGGCCGGGUACUAUACAACCUGACCCAGCAUAUUUGUUUGAUGUUAUUAUACGACGACUCUCCACUGCUACACAAACCCGGCCAGCAUCGUCGCACAAACUUACAGUUAAAGCACAAAUUAAGAAGAUGGCCUGCGUAGCCGUCCUCCGGUUCCUGGUGCUGGUGCUCGCCUGGACCCUCGCCGCGUUCGCGGUUUCCGGGGAGCAGGACUGCUACGACGACAGGGACUGGAUCAUGGAGAUCUGCUACGAGAGCAUCAAGAAGGAAGGCCCCUACGCGCUCCCGAACGUGACGUGCCGCCGCGAGGUGAGGAAGGUGGACAUGCCCUGCAUCUGCCGCGUCCUCACGGCCGCCGACGAGCGGGUGAUCAGCGCCGAGAAGCUCGUCCGCUGCGCGCGCGACUCCGGCGUCAACCUGCCCUUCGGGACCAAAUGCGGGAGCUAUCCUAUUGUGGUGCCGCCACCGCCGCCUCCAUUCCCACGGCCCUGAGGUGUUUCGUUCCGUUGUCCGGGAGGAAGGUGAAUGAAUGGGAGAUUUGAUAGGUCGUGGAAGAAUAACUGCUGGAGAAGCACUCUGAAAUCUGAAGUAGCCUUCCGUCGUUUCUCUGAAACAACUGCAAAUUCCGUCCAACGGGUUUCUCUGAAUAACGAUAUUGAAUUUUUGCGUU